Molecule: messenger RNA, 2708 nt
Organism: Stegastes partitus (bicolor damselfish)
Lineage: Eukaryota; Metazoa; Chordata; Actinopteri; Pomacentridae
Product: calcium-dependent secretion activator 2-like
Exons: 23
Biological process (GO): positive regulation of exocytosis; dense core granule exocytosis; synaptic vesicle exocytosis
Cellular component (GO): glutamatergic synapse
Source: RefSeq, a predicted model, not a curated record
GUACCUGUAUGCUGUGGGACAGAGAGUCUGGAAACGGUGGAAAAAAAGAUAUUUUGUUCUUGUUCAGGUAAGCCAGUACACAUUUGCCAUGUGCAGCUACAGAGAGAAGAAGGCUGAGCCUCAGGAGCUGAUGCAACUGGAAGGCUACACGGUGGAUUACUGCGACCCUCAGCCAGGCCUGCAGGGUGGUCGAGUGUUUUUUAACGCAGUGAAAGAAGGCGACCUGGUGAUGUUCGCCUGCGACGACGAGCAGGACCGGGUGCUGUGGGUCCAGGCCAUGUACCGAGCCACUGGACAGUCCUACAAACCAGUCCCACCGCUGCAGAACAAAACCACAAACUGCAGAGGAGGAAGCCAGAAACCAGCAUCCCCCAUCAGUCUGGAUCCAACUCAGCGGCAGGGAGUGGAGGAGUUAAUCUCUGUAGCUCCAAGUCGCUUUGAUCACGCGGCCCUGUUCACCAUUUUGCAGAAAAACACUCUGCAGCACCGCAUGAACGACUCCUUCUCCUGCCUGGGUUGGUUCAGUCCCGGUCAGGUGUUUGUCCUGGACGAGUACUGCGCUCGGUACGGCAUUCGAGGCUGCCACCGCCACCUGAGCUACCUGAAGGAUCUCAUGGAUUAUUCAGAGAACAACGCGCUGGUGGACCCGACGCUGCUACACUACAGCUACGCCUUCUGCGCCUCCCAUGUCCACGGGAACAGGCCUGAUGGGAUGGGGACUGUGACUGUGGAGGAGAAAGAGCAGUUUGAGGCCAUCAGAAGUCGCCUCAUGACUCUUCUGGAGAACCAGAUCACGCAUUUUAGGUACUGCUUUCCUUUUGGACGACCAGAUGGGGCCCUGAAGGCAACGCUUUCCUUGCAGGAACGGGUGUUGAUGAAAGACAUCACUACACCUGUUCCUCCAGAGGACAUGAAGAAACUUGUGCAAAAGUGUCUGGAAAAAGCAGCUCAAAUCAACUAUGGUCAGCUGAUGGAAUACGCUCAGAUCAAGGGUGAGUACCCUCAAGCUGCUCCAGAGAAGAGACUAGAGGACAUGAUGAGGCUGGGAGAGCUCUGCAUCGAGGUGCUGCAGCAGAACGACGAGCAUCACUCUGAGGGAAGAGAGGCUUUCUCGUGGUGGCCGGAGCUGAUGGCCGAACACGCUGAGACGUUUCUGUCUCUGUACAGGGUUGACAUGGAUGCCGCUCUGCAGGUCCAGCCUGUCGACUCCUGGGACAGCUUCCCACUGUUUCAGCUGCUCAACAACUUCCUGAGAACUGAUCCUCACCUGUGCAAUGGAAUGUUCCAUAAACACCUGCAGGACCUGUUCGUCCCCCUGGUGGUGCGCUACAUUGACCUGAUGGAGUCGUCCAUUGCCCAGUCCAUCCACCGCGGCUUCGAACAGGAGACCUGGCAGUCUGUUAGGUCAUUAACUAACAAUCUCGCUAGCGUUCCUCUUCCCAAAGUCCCCAGCCUUCCCGUCACAUUGCCACAGAUGCCCAGCUUCUCGGCACCCGCCUGGAUGGGACCACUGUGUGAGAACACCUUGCAAGGAAUAAAUCUGCCUGACAUCUUUAACGGAUCAGCCACCUCCGAUGAUUUGUUCUGGAAGCUGGACGCUCUGCAGAUGUUCGUGCUCGACCUCCACUGGCCAGACAUCGAGUUUGCCAAACAUCUGGAACAAAGACUCAAACUGAUGGCGAGUGACAUGAUGGAGGCCUGCGUCAAGAGAACAAAAUCUGCAUUUGAUGCCAAAAUGCAGAAAGCAAGUAAGUCAACCGACUUCCGGGUGCCGCUGUCAGUCUGCACCAUGUUCAACGUGCUGAUGGAUGCCAAAAAACAAUGCUCCAAACUGUGUGUGCUGGACAGCGGCCAGGAGAUUGACAAACAAUGGCAACAGUACCACUCCAAAAUUGAUGUUCUGAUUGAGGAUGCGUUCAAAGAAAUGAUUUCCUCCCUCGUGUCAAAGUUUGCCGCUGUUUUAGACGGCGUCCUCUCCAAGCUCUCCAGAUACGAUGAAGGGACACUCUUCUCUUCAAUUCUCUCUUUCACAGUGAAAGCAGCUGCCAAAUAUGUGGAAGCCCCUAAACCAGGAAUGGACCUGGCUGACACCUACAUUACCUUUGUACGUCAGAACCAGGACAUCCUCCGAGAUCGCGUUAACGACGAGCUUUACACCGAGAAGGUGUUUGAACAAUGGUACACUGGCUCUAUGAAGGCGGUGUGUGUUUGGCUGACUGACAGACUGGACCUGCAGCUCCACAUGUACCAACUGAAAACACUCAUCAAGAUUGUGAAGAAAACCUACCGUGACUUCAGGCUGCAGGGUGUCCUGGAUGGCACGCUGAACAAUAAGAGCUACGAGACCAUCUACAACAGGCUGACGGUGGAGGAAGCGACAGUGGCCGUUAAGGCAGGUGAUGGCCUGCAGGGCAUCAGCAUGAGAGACAGUGAUGAGGAAGAGGACUAAACACUCACAUACACAUAUCACACCUCCUUUCACCCACCCUGUUACUACUUGAUUGAUCAUCCUCUCUGCCAGAUCAGGACCUUCCAUCACAGGCAGUUAUACGGUAUUACAAUUCACCGAGUUCCCACAAAACUUGAUAGAACAGAUACCCAACAUAUGUUAUCAUGGUGUUGCUGAGAAUAAAAAGAAAUCGAUUGCUGCUGAACAAAACUGCCGUUGCAUUUUUGACAAAUAGACAAGAUUGUUCAGAAUUAAAAGA